UCGGAAGUUGUUGUCAAGUAUCAGUAGCUCUCUCUGCCACUAUCAAACACUCACAACUAUGUCGUUACUUUUCUCUUUUUAAAGCCGUGGAUAUUUAAAAACAACUCUGGAGGAAGCCGUCGCCUUGUUGGAACUCUAUCUAGUUGUAAUGAUAAUUUCAUUUUCUUGGGCUAUUUAUUUUAUAUUCGUGUCGAAGCCAUUGUUUGGGAAAAACUAGCUAACGUUAGCAAUGGGUCGAUGACACAGACUGCACUGCACCACAAGAGUUUGACUGAACACCGCCCAGCCUCUAGCUCUGGGAAAGGAGUGACGAGGCCAGAUGGAUUUCUCCAAAUUCCUGGACGAUGAUUUUGAUGUGAAAGACUGGGUAAACGGCGCCUUCAAGGUGGUGCAGAAGGACGCGCCAGGGAAGGCGGAUACACACGCAGCCACGCUGGUCAUGAAGCUGCAGCUGUUCAUCCAGGAAGUCAACAAUGCCAUUGAGGAGAGCAGUAAUCAGGCCCUCCAAAACAUGCCCAGAGUGCUGCGAGAUGUGGAGGCUUUGAAACAGGAGGCUUCUUUUCUAAAGGAGCAAAUGGUUCUGGUCAAAGAGGACAUCAAGAAGUUUGAGCAGGACACUGUGCAGUCUAUGCAGGUCCUGGUGGAGAUAGAUCAAGUGAAGAGCCGCAUGCAGUUGGCAGCUGAAGCUCUACAGGAGGCAGACAAAUGGAGCACACUGAGUGCAGACAUUGAGGAGACCUUUAAAACACAGGACCUUGCAGUAAUUUCCUCCAAGCUGACAAGCAUGCAGAACAGCCUGGCCAUGUUGGUGGACACACCAGACUACUCUGAGAAGUGUGUCCACCUGGAGGCUCUGAAAAACAGACUGGAGGCCCUGGCCAGCCCACAGAUAGUAGCAACCUUUAACUCCAUGUCUAUAGACCAAGCCAAGCUGUUUGUAAAAGUCUUCACAGAGAUAGACAGAAUGCCACAGCUCCUUGCUUAUUAUUACAAGUGUCACAAGGGUCAGCUGGUGAGCAUGUGGCAGGAUCUCUCUCAAAGUGAGCUCAGUCUCAAUCAGCAGCUGUCUGAAUUCUACGACACCUUGCUCUCCUCGUGGCAUUCUCAACUACAGUGGACCAGCCAGGUGUUCAGGAACCCAUAUGAGGUGGUGACAGUGUUGCUGAUCCAAACUCUGGGGGCCAUGGUCCCAUCCAUCCCUGUGUGCUUGAGCUCGGCUGUGGAGCGGGCAGCCCAAGAGCAGCGCCUCGACACACUGCUCGAACUCCAUCACACCACGUCUACCUUCGGACACAGCCUGGAGGCCGCCAUGCUCCCGCACCUGGGUGAGAAUAAUCUGCUGAAGGUGAAUGAGCUGGUGUGCGCGCUGUAUGACCCCUACAAACCUUAUCAACUGCAGUACGGAGAUCUGGAGGAAGCUCACCUGCUUAUCCAGAUCAGUGCUGUACCUUUGGAACACGGGGAAGUAAUUGAUUGUGUGGAAGAGUUGAGCCACUCUGUUGGCAAGUUGUUUGGCCUGGCCAGUGCUGCUGUCGACCGCUGUGUCAAACUAACUGACGGACUGGCCGUGUGUGGUCUUCUCAAAGCCCUCAAAGCUCUCUUCACUAAGUACGUGUCAGACUUCUCCACAACACUGCAGUCAAUCAGGAAGAAGUGUAAACUGGAGGAUACACCAAGUUUGUCUGUUUUUCAGGAGGACUGGACGGCCUUCCAGAACUCUGUCAGGAUUAUUGCCACUUGUGGAGAACUGCUUCGACAAUGUGGAGCCUUUGAGCAACAGCUGUCAAACAAGAUCCUGGGCACAGCAGGUAAAUACUUGUCAGAGUCGUAUAGCCCACGCAGCCUGGCAGGCAUCCAGGAGGCCAGCUCCACAGAGAGGAAGAGCGCCACCAAGAAUCCGUGGCAGGAAUACAACUACCUUCAGAGGGGGAAUAUGGCUGAAUACAACAGCCUGAUGGAAGUACUCUACUCCCUAAAGGAGAAGGGUACAGGUAACUCCAGCCUGUUAGCAGAGUCUAGAGCAGCUCUGACCAGACUCAACCAGCAGGCCAACCAGCUGGCCUUCGACUCCGUCUUCUUGCAAAUCAAACACCAGCUCUGCCUUGUCUCCAAGAUGGAGAGACAAGAGGCGCCCGGUUUUGCAGAGAGCUAUACAGAGGACCUGCCUACUUUCAGUCUGUCACCACAAGAAUACAUUACAAAUAUCGGGCAGUACCUGAUGUCUCUGCCUCUACAUUUGGAGCCGUUUGUGACUCAGGAGGACCCGGCACUUGAGAUGGCCUUACAUGCUGGGAAGCUGCCUUUCCCUCCAGAGCAAGGUGAUGACCUCCCUGAGCUGGACAACACUGCAGACUACUGGCUGGGCUCCAUCGCUCGGGCAACCAUGCAGACCUACUGUGAUGCCAUCCUGCUCGUUCCCCAACUGAGCACCCACUCCACCAAACAGCUAGCCACAGACAUCGACUAUCUGAGCAAUGUCAUGGACGCUCUGGGCCUGCAGCCCUCCCGCACCUUGCAGCACAUCGUCACCCUGCUCAGGGCCAAACCAGAAGACUACAGACAGACCGCCAAACUGCUGCCCCGUCGACUGGCUUCCACCAUCGCUGCUGUCCGCUGCAUUGACUACUAACAACAGACGAGAGGAAGAUGGACUCUGUAGGUAUAGUGGCUCUCAGAGCGGCACUGGGGACUUGUAGGCAUGUUUGAAAAUGAAGAGGAAUGCGAUAUCACUAGUAGAACAGUCUUAUGUCUGGGGCUGUCAGAUUUUAGAAUUAUAGUCCUGUCCAAAUGGUUAUCUCGUCUGUGGGAAUGUUAAGAGAAAUCAGGGUGGUUCCGACUUUUUUUUUUUUUAUAAGGAUUUGUGGGAAUGUUAAGGAGUUUGAAAUCAGGGCGGUUCAGACUUUUUUUUAUACAGAUUAUUAUUGAAGUGUGACUUUGAAUGAUCAGCAGUGAUAAUGCCUUCAAGUCAAGCCAAAAGGGGAAAGUGUCUUGACUCUACAUCUUUAAUUUCUGCAUUUUUUGAAAGUUGCUGAAGCAUCUAAGGAACUAACAAAAUGUACAUCAGGGGAUGUGUGAGAGCAUUUGAAAUCUAUAUAUUGUUAUUUGUCAUACUAAUAUAAUUCAUCUAUGAUAUUAAAUUAUAUUAAGGUCAUAUUUCUGAUAUUGUUUUUUGUUAACUGGGCUUCACAUUCAGCAUUGGACUCAAAACGGGAAAGAGAUCAAUCUGUCUCUUUUUGGUUGUCGAAAGGUUGGACAAGUAAUAUGAAUAGUUUCAAUGUGGACAUUUUCCCAUAUUUUUCCAUGCAGUAUCGUGAAUAUCUGUACAUAAAACAUUGACAUCUACACUAAAAUUGAGCCUAUUGUGUUACUUUUUUAUCAAAUUAUUUUUAUCCUCUAGCUGGAAUAGUGGGUGGUAUGAAUUUGUAAUGUAAACAAUCUAGUUUAAUAAAUGUAUGGCCUUUUCUGCUAAA
Messenger RNA from Plectropomus leopardus (leopard coralgrouper), 3470 nucleotides. RefSeq names its product component of oligomeric golgi complex 7 (gene cog7). Lineage: Eukaryota; Metazoa; Chordata; Actinopteri; Perciformes; Serranidae. Gene Ontology annotation, biological process: intracellular protein transport; retrograde vesicle-mediated transport, Golgi to endoplasmic reticulum; Golgi organization. Gene Ontology annotation, cellular component: COG complex. The record is from RefSeq and is a predicted model, not a curated record.